AUGGCAUGCGGUAUCCGGCUGGCAGACCUCGAUCAAGCCCAGAAUAUCGUCACGCUGGGCCAUGAUGCUGUGCUCGAGGGGCCACCUGCCUUGGAUCGACUUCUUCCAAACUGCCCCCACCUCUCCGACGUAUGCUCACCGACCGACCCGGCGUUUUAUCAUUACAAGGAGGCUAUGGAUAAGCACAAGAAGAGCGCCAGCAGCAGCGCGGUGUGCGUCUUGCGCAGGCCGCGGCCGCGGCGAGUAACACUCGAGAGGGUGGUGUUGAAAGUGCAGAGGAUCGAUGCUGGUGAAGUCAAGCUCAAGGGGUCGGCGGUACCCAGUGUAGUCGGAAGUGCUGGCCCUUCUACUUCAGUCUACCUUUUGUAA
Cryptococcus wingfieldii CBS 7118 is the source of this 369-nucleotide messenger RNA. RefSeq lists its product as hypothetical. The record is from RefSeq and is a predicted model, not a curated record. The transcript is spliced from 2 exons. NCBI's taxonomy places the organism in Eukaryota, Fungi, Basidiomycota, Tremellomycetes, Tremellales, Cryptococcaceae. Bases 1 to 369 code for a protein of 122 amino acids.